This is a messenger RNA of Hippopotamus amphibius kiboko, 4264 nucleotides long. Its product is annotated as collagen alpha-2(I) chain-like. The record is from RefSeq and is a predicted model, not a curated record. NCBI's taxonomy places the organism in Eukaryota, Metazoa, Chordata, Mammalia, Artiodactyla, Hippopotamidae. The transcript has 5 exons. Bases 1 to 1041 code for a protein of 346 amino acids.
AUGGCGCGCGCCGCCGGCCGCCGUCAGCGCCGCGCCCCGGACGCGCGGGCCACGGCGCGGGGCCCCAGCGGCCGGGCCGGGGCGCGGGCGGGGCCGACGGCGGAACGCGGAAGGGCGCGCGCGGCGCAGCGCCCGGGCGCGCGGGUCCGGCCCCUCCGCGGAACUUGGCGGCGGGCGGGGCGCGUGCGCGCGGGGCGGGGGGGCGGGGUCCGGCGUCCGGCCACGCGCGGGGCGGGGGGGCCCGAACAUGGCCGACCCGAGGCCCAGCCGGCGGCCAAUCGGAGGGGCGCGGGGCGGACUACCUGUCGGGCGGGGCGCGGCCCACCUGCGGCCAAUGGGAGCGCGCGCGGCCCGGCUCCGCCCGGCGCCCGGCGCCCCCCGCCCGCCCCGCGCGCGCGGGCCCCCGGGGGAGCGGGCUCCCGGGGCCGCGGUUCCCCGGUGGGGCCCCCGCGCGGCGCCCCGUGGACGUGUUGGACGUUCAGGCCUGCGGCCCGGCGCAGCCACGCUGAGUCGAAAACCCAGCAGUCCGCGCUGACCCGCCCGAGUAACUCGGGAGAGCGCGAGGCCGCGAGCCGCUGGGCUGGGGCACAGCGGGCACCGGUCGCCCGGGACGAGUGCGGCCGCCGCCCAGACCCUGCCUUCCCAACGGCGCUCGCACCGCGCGACCCGCGUCCGGCCGGCGCACGGCUGCGGAGACAGACUUCGAGGAGCAGAGAGCCCAGCGAAGGUCAAGGCAGGCAGGUCCGGGCUCAGGGGGUUCUCCCGGACGCAGGAGGUUUGUCUACAGUCGCCAGCCUGCUCCCUCUGCUCCAGGUCACUCCUCGGUUCGGGACAAGGAGGCUGCGUUUCUCCAGGUCGCCCGUGACCCUCACUUCUGAAUCCACAUCCUCGCUGGGUCGUACUAACGGCCCGUCGCCUCCCGACUCAGGCAGACGGGUGCCUCGGGCCAACCAGCAACCGUCGCCACACCCACUGAGGUCCCUGCGUGGACCCUGCUUUUGGGUCCUGGAAGAGUCGCGGGGCUGCCACCUGCUGGUGUGAUGACAGCAGCCUGGCUCCGCUGGUGGAACGUGGGAGGAGUCCCUAAAGGUACACCUGAGAUGGAAACCUUUGCCAAAGGGCACUCGCAUCUGAGUUUCCUGUGGAUGCUGAAACCAAGGACCACACACCGGGGGCGCAGAGCAGCAGAAAUCUGUCCUCUCGGCCUGGAGGCCAGAAGCCCCCAGUGAGGGUGAGAGCAGGGCUGGUUCCUUCUGGCGGCUGCAGGGAGGGUGCUUGCCAGCCUCUCCCCCAGAUUCCGUGCUUUGCCUACCACCUCGGGCUUCUUGGCUUGCGGACACGUCUCCGCCUCUGUCCCCACGCGGCGUCUCCGUCCCACUGUGUCCUCCUCGUACAUGAGGGCACUAAGGGUUGGAUCCGGGGCCCACCCUGACCGAUGAGGACUUCGUCUAAACGCGCCUCUUAACUGCAUCUUCAAACACCCGAUUUCCAACAUCACGCGCACCGUGACGACUGACAUCUUCUGGGGGACACGAUUCACCCCGUUAUCCUUACGCUCUUUAGAAUCUUGCCACCCAUCCCCCCACCCUCCCGCUGCCCCUCACCGCAGCCAGACUGACAGCCGGGACCAGAUCGCGACGGCCCGAGCGGGGGCGCGGAGAACCUGCAGCUCCCGGCUCACGCGUGCUCGGCUGUGCGGGCGCGGCUCUGGGGGCUGUCGGACUGGGGGGCGGGGGGACGUCAGGCUGGACGGGGGGCGGUUGGUUGACGUGGGAGCUCACCUACGACUGGGGUGGACCGUCCAGGCGAGGCAGUGCCGGGCCUCAUACAGUUGGGGCAGCUCCCUGAAGCUGGGACGCCACGGUGGAGACACUGGACCGGCUUUGGAAGCGAGUGAAGAGGGGCCCGGAGACUCGAGGGUGGGGGGAGCGCUGUGGGCAUGAGUGCAGGGAGCCACCAGCUGACUGGGUCCCCAGGAGGGCCCAGGAGACAGGCCUUUCACUAAAGCCACAAGAAAGGCGCAGGCGAGGGGGCCCAGUGUUGCCGAGGAGCCGGAGGAAGCGCCCCCGGGUCCCGAGACAGCAGAGGUGCCCGCAACCGCGGAGGAGGCGGGGCGGCCACGGUCCCGGGAAGGAAACCGGGGUGCGUCUCCCUGACCCGCUUUAUGGAGGGGGUCGUGCUCACUGGACCUGGUGGGCGGGGAGUGGCGAGGACCCUGUGUGUCCCGGGAGGUACAGCACCUGCCGGCCAGAGGACACACAGACCCUGCCAGGUUCAGGGUUCUGCCUCACCGGGGAAGUUCUGAUCGCGCCGGGAGCCCCCCCCCUCGCCUCAGGUGCCCCGUGCCCGACGGGCUUCUCCGAACAGCCGAGGCAGCAGACACCACGCUUGACACAGGUUUGGAGCGGGGCCGUGGCUCCUCGGCAGGUCCGGUCGGGGUGAGAUCCUUCUGAUCUGGAGGCCCAGUGGUGGGUGCAGAAGCCCCCGCUGGGGAGUGUUGUGGGGGCCCCUGGGACACGGGUGAGCAGAGCUGCCCGCACGGAGGACUGUGCACCGGGUGGAAGCAGCUGCCGGCAGGGGACGGGCCCCGCGGAGGCGGGAUGCCUGACCUGGGCGCACUGUCCACCGCCGGCUGGGGUUGCCAAGCGGGUGCGGCGGCUGUCCAGCCGCAGUGGAAGUGGACAUGGGACUUAGGACCAAGAGAGUCUCGGGGGCGAGGAAAUGACAGGAAAGGUGCCCGGACGCCACGGCACGGUUGCCUCCCCUCGGCUCGAGUCUGCAGCCUUUUGGGGUGGGGCCCCGAAUCAAGUGACAGAGACGGUGGGCUGGUCCACGGGUGCGCCAGCUUGGGGUCGGCCCAAGGUGACGGUGGACCGUGGUGCCACCCAGCCCCGCCCGAGCGUGCUAUAAAAGAACAGUGGUGACAGCGGCCAGUGGAGAGCCCCGCAGGCGGGAAUCUGAGAGGCACCCUUGACUCUCAAGGUUGUAGGACGCACCUCUCUGGCUCCCACAGCCCACGGGCAGAGUGGGCCACAGAGGCAGGCGCCCGGCGAGGGGACCGAGGCGUGCCCCUCGGAACCGGGGUCUGGUCACUGCGCCAGGAGGUGACCUAAGCGAGCAGAAGCGCUGGCCGGGGAUGGUGUGGGGGGAGGGGGACUCUGAUUACAGCCCCGGGCCGGCCGUGGCCGUGGCCCCACCUGCGGCUCCUUCCACUAAACCUCGUUGUCUUUUGUUGCUGCUGCUGCAACAGCCACCACCUUGACGUUCCAGCGCCGUCCUGGGCAGAUGUGGGCACGGAGGGGGUGACGGCCGGCUGCUGCCCUGCUGUAAGCUCAGCCCCUCCAGCGCCCUCCGGGGUGCCGGGAGGGCCGCUCAGUUGGCAGGCAGGCAGCCCUCGGGGAGGGCGCUGGUGGUAAAGCCCCAGCCCCUCCUUCUUCAAAAGGACAACUCGAGGUCCACUCCCCAGGGCUCCGCAGGGGUCCCCACUGGGACUGGGACCUGGUGGCCCCAGGACAGUCCAGCUCCUUGUAGACUUUCCCUCCUUCCUCUGUGCCCCCACCCCCACUCCUGCGUCAGGGGUGUCACCCACUGCACUGGGUUAGACAGCGUCCCCCAGUUCAUGUGCAUCCAGGACCCCAGAAUGUGACCUUCGUUGGAAAUAGGGUCUUUGCAGCUGUAAUUAGUUAAGAUGAAGUCACACUGAGCCCCAAAUCCAAUGACAGACGCUCUUACAAGACGAGGAGGGGCCUGCAGAGAGAAGCCAGGUAAUGACAGCGGCAGAGAUGGGGCGAGGUGUCCACAUACCAAGGGGCGCCGGGAAUCACCAGCAGCGCCCGGGGCGGGCAGAGACCAGGGACAGGCUCGCCCCUCAGAGCCUCCAGGAGCCCAGCCGGCCCACACCUGGUUCUCGGACUCCUGGCCUCCAGAACGACCAUAAAAGCACAGAUUUUUCCUUUUCCUUCCUCCCUUCCUUCCUUCCUUCCUCCCUCCCUCCCUCCCUUCCUUCCUUCCUUCCUUCCUUCCUAUCUUCCUUCCUUCCUUCCUUCCUCUCUCUCUCUUUCUCUCUCUCACCUUCUCUUUGGCUUGUGGGAUCUUAGUUCCUUGACCAGGGAUCAAAUCCAGUCCCACGGCAGUGAAAGUGCAGCGUCCCAACCACAGGCGCAGGAAGGAAGUCCCCGAAUUUCUGUUGUUUCAAGCCCCCCAGUCUGUGGUGCUUUGUUAUAGCCGCCCCAGGGAACGAGUUCCCUCCAAAUAAACUCCCUGC